AUCCCCAGAGGGGGCGGCGCGCCGAUCCCCAUGACGUCCUCCAUGACGCCGGGCGGCGCAGACGGACUCCCGCGGCCGCAGCUUCCGUCCCCGCGCGGCUCGUCCUCGUCGUCGCACGGGAAGCUCUACAGCGACCUACCGCCGGGCCCGACCGCGCCUACUUAAACCUUCCCCCCACCUCCCGCCGCUGCCGCAUCCAAUCAUCAGGGAGCUUCAUACACGCGGCGGCGGCAGCGGCUGGAUCCACGGCUGUCGACUGUGAAGUGCGCUCUGCGCUGCCAGAUGGCGUCCGGGUGGAGGGGCAUCCUGGGGUUUGACUACGGCAUCGUGCAGGCUCCGCUCGGGCCGGACAUCUCGGGCCCGGAGCUCGCCGCCGCCGUCGCCAACGCGGGCGCCAUCGGUCUCCUCCGCCUCCCCGACUGGCCCGCGCCGGAUCGCGUCAGAGAGCUGAUUCGGAAGACGAGGAGCCUGACGUCGAGGCCGUUCGGUGCGGCUAUUAUACUGGCGUUCCCGCACGAGGAGAACCUGAGGGUCGUCCUGGAGGAGAAGCUCGCCGUUCUGCAGGUGUACUGGGGGGAGUUCCCGAGAGAACGGGUCGAAGAGGCGCACCGGGCCGGCGUCAAGGUCUUGCAUCAGGUUGGCAAUCUUGAGGAGGCAGCGAAAGCUAAAGAAGCCGGUGUAGAUGGAAUAAUUAUUCAGGGCCGAGAAGCAGGGGGUCAUGUAAUUGGUCAGGAAGGACUGUUUCCACUGUUGCCAAGAGUAGUAGAUCUUGUUUCAGACUCUGGCAUUCCAGUUAUUGCUGCUGGGGGAAUCGUAGAUGGGCGUGGCUAUGUUGCUGCUUUGGCACUUGGUGCUCAGGGCGUUUGUUUAGGAACAAGGUUCGUGGCUACUGAGGAAAGCUUUGCACAUCCUAUUUAUAAGCAAAAGCUAAUUGAGGUGAGUCACACAGACUAUACAAAUGUGUUCGGACGUGCUAGAUGGCCUGAUGCUCCACAACGUGUCCUGGAAACACCCUUCUACGCUGGGUCAAAGAAUAAUCUCUCAGACCAGGAAACAGAAGAAAGUCAACCCAUCAUAGGCCACUCUAUCAUCCACGGCGUGCACAAGGAUAUUCGUCGGUUUGCCGGUACUGUUCCAAACGCCACAGCAACAGGAGAUAUCGAGAGCAUGGCCAUGUAUGCAGGUCAGGGUGUUGGGCUAAUCACGGAGGUCAUACCAGCUGGCGAUGUUGUCAAAAGGCUGGUCGUUGAAGCAAAGGAUGUCAUCAGAGAAAAGCUUUCUGAUUUGAAGAUGGGGUCCGGGUGGAGGGGCAUCCUUGGCUUCGACUACGGCAUUGUGCAGGCGCCGCUAGGCCCCGACAUCUCCGGCCCCGAGCUCGCCGCCGCCGUCGCAAACGCCGGCGCCAUCGGCCUUAUCCGCCUGCCCGAUUUCCCUGCGCCCGAGUACGUGAGGGAGCUGAUACGGAAGACGAGGAGCCUGACGUCGAGGCCGUUUGGGGCGGCCAUUGUGCUGCCGUUCCCGUACGAUGAGAACCUGAGGGUCGUGCUGGAGGAGAAGCUCGCCGUGCUGCAGGUGUACUGGGGUGAGUUCCCGAGGGAGCGGGUCGAAGAGGCGCACCGUGCAGGCGUCAAGGUCUUGCAUCAGGUCGGCAGCCUUGAGGAGGCAGGGAAAGCUAAAGAAGCUGGUGUAGAUGGAAUCAUUGUUCAGGGCCGUGAAGCAGGGGGUCAUGUAAUUGGUCAGGAAGGACUAUUUCCACUGUUGGCAAGAGUAGUAGAUCUUGUUUCAGACUCUGGCAUUCCAGUUAUUGCUGCUGGGGGAAUCGUAGACGGCCGAGGCUAUGUUGCCGCAUUGGCACUUGGUGCUCAAGGUGUUUGCUUAGGAACAAGGUUCCUGGCUACUGAGGAAAGCUCUGCGCAUCCUAUUUAUAAGGAAAAGUUAAUUGAGAUGAGUCGCACAGACUACACAAAUGUGUUCGGGCGUGCUAGAUGGUCUUAUGCUCCACAACGUGUCCUGGAAACACCUUUCUAUUCUGUCUGGAAGAAUCUCCCAGAUCAGGAAACAGAGGAAAAUCAACCCAUCAUUGGGCAGUCUAUCAUCCAUGGGGUGCACAAUGAUAUUUAUCGGUUUGCUGGUGCUGCUCCAAACGUGACUGCGACAGGUGAUAUCGGUAGCAUGGUCAUGUAUGCGGGUCAGGGUGUUGGGCUAAUCACGGAGAUCAUACCAGCUGGCAAAGUUGUCCAAAGGCUGGUCGCUGAAGCAAAGAAUAUCAUCAGAGAAAGGCUUUCCGAUUUCCAGGAAAAGUCUUGUUGAACUGCGAGUUUUAUCUAUAGCACAUGAAGUAUUUGUAAGUAAUCACCAAUCAGAUCAAGUGAGAUAAUCAAGGUAUCCUUUUCUUUUUUGACGACAAUGUUGUCAGUGUACUUGAGCAAAAUUAUUUUGGUGGUGUCUGCUCCGUGUGCUGUUUGUAAUUUGUAAAUAAUGCGUAACACAAAUAAAUGGGACUACCAAGCUAUUAUGUUUACUGAAAUCUUUGUAGUGCUAUAAUGUA
Molecule: messenger RNA, 2548 nt
Organism: Setaria italica (foxtail millet)
Lineage: Eukaryota; Viridiplantae; Streptophyta; Magnoliopsida; Poales; Poaceae
Exons: 12
Coding region: 283-2310 (675 amino acids)
Molecular function (GO): nitronate monooxygenase activity
Source: RefSeq, a predicted model, not a curated record